Erigeron canadensis is the source of this 1870-nucleotide messenger RNA. RefSeq names its product protein DETOXIFICATION 42-like. Gene Ontology annotation, cellular component: membrane. Gene Ontology annotation, molecular function: xenobiotic transmembrane transporter activity; antiporter activity. NCBI's taxonomy places the organism in Eukaryota, Viridiplantae, Streptophyta, Magnoliopsida, Asterales, Asteraceae. The coding region runs from base 214 to 1716 and encodes 500 amino acids. The transcript has 14 exons. Gene Ontology annotation, biological process: transmembrane transport. The record is from RefSeq and is a predicted model, not a curated record.
CUAUUUGUUGAUGGUUUCAUUAGAUAGUUAAUACGAGUACUUAUUUAAGGCUGUUACAAGUCUCUAUCUUUUUAACUACAAAAGCUCUCCCUUCAACUUCCCAAACUUCAAUUUCAGUUUCACCUCCAAACUCCUUCAAAGGAACUCAUCAAUGGAAAGAAGAAGCAUUUUUUGAAUAUUAAAUUUACCAUUUUGACCUCCAAUCAAGGAAUCAUGGUUGAGAAAAUUAAUGGAUGUACAUGUGGCAUUUCCAUUUUCUUCAAAGAUACUAGGUUAGCAUUAAAAUGGGAUGAGCUUGGUAUCGAAAUAGCAAAAAUUGCAUUACCAGCAGCACUUGCCUUGACAGCUGAUCCUAUUGCCUCUCUUGUUGACACUGCCUUCAUUGGUCAAAUUGGUGCAGUUGAACUCGCAGCCGUGGGAGUUUCUAUAGCAGUAUUCAACCAAGUAUCACGAAUCGCGAUAUUUCCACUAGUAAGUAUUACCACCUCUUUUGUGGCCGAGGAGGAUGCUGUCUCAAACUCGAGUCAAGAAAACAUGGAAAUGCAAGACCAUACUAUAAAGAGUGAAAACAAAAAGUUGCUCCAACAUGAAACCACAAAGUCUUCCGAGUCACCUGAUACCGAGUCGUGUGUCACGAGUUAUAAGAAGAAGCAGAUACCAUCGGCCUCUGCUGCUCUAAUAAUAGGUACCAUUUUGGGGUUUCUGCAAGCUGCAUUUCUUAUUCUUGGAGCAAAACCCGUGUUGGAUUUUAUGGGGAUCAAAUCUGACUCUCCAAUGUUGUAUCCUGCACAACAGUACUUAAAGUUAAGGUCGCUUGGUGCUCCAGCCGUUCUGCUUUCUCUGGCAAUGCAAGGAGUUUUCCGUGGAUUCAAAGACACGAAGACUCCUUUGUACGCCACUGUGGCAGGAGACUUGACAAAUAUCAUUUUGGACCCAAUAUUUAUAUUUGUCUUUGGGCUUGGGGUUAGUGGUGCAGCCAUUGCUCAUGUUUUGUCUCAGUACUUAAUUUCGGUCAUAUUAUUUUGGAGAUUAAUAGAAAAGAUCGAUCUUGUACCACCUAAUUCUAAGCAUCUUCAGUUUGGCCGAUUUCUCAAGAACGGUUUUCUGUUGUUAAUGAGAGUUAUGGCUGUAACAUUCUGUGUGACAUUGGCUGCAUCAAUGGCUGCAAGACAAGGGCCAACGACAAUGGCUGCGUUUCAAGUUUGUUUGCAAGUUUGGCUAGCAACUUCACUUUUAGCUGAUGGUUUGGCUGUAGCUGGACAGGCUAUACUAGCAAGUGCGUUUGCAAAAAUGGAUUACGAGAAGGUCACAGCAACUGCUUCAAGAGUUCUGCAGUUAAGUCUGGUUCUUGGUGUAGCACUGGCUGUUCUCUUAGGGACUGGGUUACAUUUUGGAGCAAGAUUGUUUAGCAAAGAUCAAGGUGUCCUCCAUCUAAUUAGCAUUGGCAUCCCGUUUGUUGCAGCAACUCAGCCAAUUAAUGCACUGGCCUUUGUUUUUGAUGGUGUUAACUUUGGAGCAUCUGAUUUUGCAUAUGCUGCAUAUUCUAUGGUUUUGGUUGCUAUAGUCAGCAUUCUAUCAUUAUUUGUCGCAUCUAGCCAUGGUUUUGUUGGGCUUUGGGUUGCGUUGACUCUUUACAUGAGUUUGAGAGCAUCUGCGGGAUUUUGGAGAAUAGGAACAAGAACAGGACCGUGGUGUUUUCUCAAUGCGACAACAUAGAAUUGCUAAAAGCAACAGGAAACUUUAUCUUACAUAGCGUAGUAGGUCUCGUAAAUAAGUCUGGAUUUCUUAAGUACCAUUUUCUUAGUAAAAUUCAUACAAAAGUGUAUACUAGUUGGUGUUCUUUGCUUUAUACUAUCCGAUCAUAUUUUAA